Uncinocarpus reesii 1704 is the source of this 222-nucleotide messenger RNA. RefSeq lists its product as uncharacterized. The coding region runs from base 1 to 222 and encodes 73 amino acids. The transcript has a single exon. NCBI's taxonomy places the organism in Eukaryota, Fungi, Ascomycota, Eurotiomycetes, Onygenales, Onygenaceae. The record is from RefSeq and is a predicted model, not a curated record.
AUGCUCGAUCGCUUCAUCAUGAAGGAUUCUGAGCGUCUUCCACAAGAGUAUGGAGACUCGACGGAGGCAAAUCGGGUCAAGAAUGGCGUCACGACGCUCUUGAAAUGUGCAGGCAUCCAUGCAGUAUUGCCAUAUCCGAAGGUCAGCCAGCCGCAUUUUGAUUUCGCCUUCCCGGGCAGGCCGGUUGUGACACGGUGGACUCGCCAUGCCGACAGGAUCUAG